AAUUAACUGUUAAUUGAUGCGACGUUCCACAAAUUAUACAAUUCGUAAUUUGAGUUGGCAACGUUGGGCGUGUAAGGAGAAAAAGAUAACUUGUGGCAGUUUGUGGUUUGAUACCGGCGAGUUUUGAUGCGCCUAUGAUUCAGUAUGAUGUGUUGAUAUGACGUGAAGGCGAGAACGGGAAGUUUUUGUUGUAGAUAUUUUUUCCAGUGUUUGUUGCAAAUAAGUUCGGUUGUUUUGGGUUACGAACAUGGGACAGAAGAAUUCGAGGACGGACUUCGAGUGGGUGUAUACCGAGGAGCCCCAUGCCAGUAGAAGGAAAAUCAUUCUAGAGAAAUAUCCGCAGAUAAAGAAACUCUUCGGAUAUGAUCCCAACUUCAAAUGGGUCGUCGCGCUGAUGGUGACUAUACAAAUGGUGAUGAUGUUCGUGAUAAAGGGUCAAUCCUGGCCCGUUACACUCUUAGCUGCUUACCUAUUCGGCGGCGUCAUAAAUCACUCACUUAUGUUAGCAAUACACGAGAUUUCACAUAAUUUGGCGUUUGGUCACGCCCGGCCUUUUCACAAUAGACUGUUCGGAUUCUUCGCCAAUCUUCCUAUAGGAUUGCCGGUUUCUAUAAGCUUCAAAAAGUACCAUCUGGAGCAUCACAGGUAUCAAGGUGAUGAAUUGAGGGAUACAGAUAUUCCUACUUAUGCUGAGGCGAAGCUGUUCUGCACAACCUUCGGGAAAUUCAUCUGGGUCAUCCUACAGCCUUUCUUCUACGCCUUCAGACCCUUGAUCACCUAUCCCAAACCACCAGAGAAGCUCGAGCUGGUCAACACCGUCAUCCAAUUGACUUUCGAUGGAAUCGUUUGGUACUAUUUGGGUGGACGCGUGCUCUGCUACCUGAUAUUCGGAUCUGUUCUCGCCAUGGGUCUUCAUCCUGUCGCCGGGCAUUUCAUUUCCGAGCAUUACAUGUUCAAGAAGGGUUACGAAACGUACAGCUACUACGGCCCUCUGAAUUGGAUCACCUUCAACGUGGGUUACCAUAACGAGCACCACGACUUUCCCGCCGUUCCGGGCUCCAGACUGCCAGAGGUGAGACGAAUUGCAAGCGAAUUCUACGACAAUCUACCUCAUCACGACUCGUGGUCAGCUGUUCUAUAUGAUUUCAUAAUGGAUCCGGAGGUGGGUCCGUACGCGAGGAUUCGGCGAAAAGCCAAAGGUCUAAAGUAUUAGAGAACAUUGUGUUAAUAUUAUAUAUAUAGAUUUAUAUACAUAUAGAGAAAA
Nicrophorus vespilloides is the source of this 1264-nucleotide messenger RNA. It is a transcript of the gene ifc, whose product is annotated as sphingolipid delta(4)-desaturase DES1. The coding region runs from base 248 to 1213 and encodes 321 amino acids. Gene Ontology annotation, biological process: ceramide biosynthetic process. Gene Ontology annotation, cellular component: membrane. The transcript has 6 exons. Gene Ontology annotation, molecular function: sphingolipid delta-4 desaturase activity. Lineage: Eukaryota; Metazoa; Arthropoda; Insecta; Coleoptera; Silphidae. The record is from RefSeq and is a predicted model, not a curated record.